UACUAUACUCGCAAUAUUCACCCAAUUCAGCAAUCUUUUCAUAUUCUUAUAUUUCCGUUUGUUUAACUACUUUUUCAAUCGUCUCCAUUAGGCAAUUCCAGAGGCACAUCGAAUGGGUCACGGGAGCUCGAAAUCGGAUUCCUCCUCCGGUGAUUCCGCCGACGGCGGCUCGAAACCGUCGCGGAUGAGAAGACUCGGUCGACGGCUUCACCUGCACAGUGACCAUUUCCGUCGCCGUAGUCGUGCUCACACCACUGGUUCACAUUCUCACACCUCUAAAAUCCUAAAGGAGGAAGAUUUUGCUGGCAUCGCUCUCAUCCGGAUCAUCAGUGCAGAGAUGAAAUUCAAGGACAAAUGGCUAGUCUGUAUUUCUCUUGGUGAACAAACUUUUCGCACCCAUGUGUCUGAUCAAACUGACAAGCCGACCUGGAACUCAGAAAAAAAGCUUCUUUUGGAAAGACAUGGAGCCCAUAUUGCAAGAAUAUCUGUUUUUGAGACCAACAGGCUUUCCAAGAACAAUCUGAUUGGUUACUGUGAGAUAGAUCUACUUGAAUUUCUUUCUCAGGAUUCCAGUUCUGAUACUGAGGUUUUUGACUUGUUAGACCCAUCAUCCUUAUCAACUGUUGGCCGUAUAUCUAUUUCAUGUUGCAUCGAGGACCCUGUUGACACAGAGAAAAGCUUUGUUCGGCGCAUCUUAUCUAUAGUGGACUAUAAUGAAGAUGGAGAGCUGUCAUUGGCUGAGUUCUCUGAUUUGAUUGCUGCGUUUGGAAAUAAGCUGGCAGCUGAGAAGAAAGAGGAGCUAUUCAAACAAGCUGACAGAAAUGGGGAUGGUGUUGUCUGCUUGGAUGAGCUAGCCACCCUUCUGGCUAUACAGCAUGAAAAGGAACCACUAAUCAAUUGCUGUCCAGUAUGUGGCCAAGUUCUUGAAGUUUCAGAUGGGUUGAACAGCAUGAUUCAUAUGACCUUGUGUUUUGAUGAGGGGACUGGGAAUCAGGUUAUGACAGGAGGUUUCCUGACUGAGAAGGAGGCUUCAAGUGGAUGGAUGUUCAAACUGAGUGAAUGGGCCCAUUUCUCAACUUAUGAUAUCGGUUUAAGGUCUGGUUCAAGUGCAUCACAUAUCUUGGUUUAUGAUCGCAGAAAGAAAAGGCUAGUGGAGGAAAUAAUUGAUCGGAAGAUUGUCUUGUCAAUGAGGGCUAUCUAUCAGUCUAAAUUUGGCCUUGGCCUUAUGGAUAAUGGCGCAAAAGAAAUCUUGCGGAGCCUCUCUGAAAAACAGGGCAAGAAAAUGGAUUCUGCUGAAUCUGCUAAAGAAAUACCUAACUUCAUUGAAUUUUUUAAGGGUCAAAUAAAUAUGGAUGAAGUCAAGUAUCCACUGGAGCAAUUUAAGACAUUCAACGAAUUUUUCAUAAGAGAGUUGAAGCCUGGUGCAAGACCUAUUGCUUUUAUAGAACGUGAUGAUAUUGCUGUAUGUGCUGCUGAUUGCCGUCUGAUGGUAUUCAACAGUGUUGCUGAUAGUAUAAGAUUUUGGAUCAAGGGUCGAAAGUUUUCCAUCCAAGGUCUUCUGGGGAAUGAAGCAUGUUCCAGCGCAUUUAUCAAUGGAGCUCUAGUGAUAUUUCGCUUGGCACCACAGGUAGAAUUGUUGUGAACCUUCUUCCUUGUU
Nicotiana tabacum (common tobacco) is the source of this 1657-nucleotide messenger RNA. The record is from RefSeq and is a predicted model, not a curated record. NCBI's taxonomy places the organism in Eukaryota, Viridiplantae, Streptophyta, Magnoliopsida, Solanales, Solanaceae.